AAGUAAUGACCGAGCAUUGAAAGUGACAAAUAAAUAAUAAGAUUAUCAACCAACUCAUAGUGUUUUAAAAUAUCACAGGAGAGCUUCAUUCAUUGAACGUUAUUGAAAAAUAAGGAAAUAAAACUUAAAUAAAUACGGGUCUUGGAAUCAAAUCGCGACAAAAAAGUACGAAACGGUGCACGUUUACCCCUCGGCUAACUAGGCAUUAGUAUUUGUAUUGGAAACAUUGUCUAUAGAUAUUGACAUAAUCUGCGGUUAAUCUUUUGUUUGUUUACAUUAAAAAAAACGCCAUAAUACCGUGCCAUAUAUAUAUACCGUUUAUAUUAUUGUGUGUACCGUUGUAAAAGAAAAACUGGUUUAUCGAAUGUUAAAAGAUAUAUCUAUUGAAAUAUGACAGACAUAUUGAAAUUUGAUAUUAUAAUUGUGUUCGAUAAAAUGAUCACAUAAAAUUUACACACAAUGACAAAGAAAGUAGUGAUAGAAACUUAUACCAAAAAGCAUUUUUAUGAUAGCGUAACAAACUAUAUAAAAAGACGAUAAUAUGUAUCGCAAUUGUUUAUUUUAAUUGUUAAGUUCAUCAAUAAGCGGGUCGUCGGAAACUAAAAUGAGUGAUACACGUAAACAGAAAUAUAUUUUUACAUUUAUACUUGUUUUUGCAUUGUGUUUUUUAUUGAUGAUUGCUGUUUUUGCAGCUGAAAAGGUGAAAAAUAAUGUUGAAAUUUACCCAUUAAAGCGACCUCAGCAUGAAAUAAUUGGGACGAGUACCGAGAAUAAAACGCUAGGUGUCUCACAUCCGCACGUGACAAACAAGGAUCAAUUUAGGAUACAAAAUGAAUCCAGACAUGAAAGAAAGCGAAAUAUUGAGAAGCUAUGUCAUGAUUAUCCUUUAAUCACGAAGCAUACGAAGGUACACGGAACCUUCUAUAAUAACUAUACAGUCUUCUAUUGUGGCAUUCCAAAAGUAGGAUCUACUUUUCUAGGAACAUUCAUGCCAACAAUUUUGAACUGUACUAAAUACAACACCUGUUCUAGAGGAAUACACAAUUAUGUGAGCCGAGGCGAAUAUAAUGUAACCAGACAGUUAAUAAAACAGGCAUAUGCCUUGUUGUUCGUCCGAGAUCCGUAUCACCGGCUCUUCUCCGCGUAUGAAAGCAAAUUUUUUCGACCGAAUGAAUUUUGGAGACACCUGGGUGUUCAUGUGAUUAAAGAAGUUCGAAGAAAUGCGACUAAAUUAAGUAAACAAUUAGGACAUGACGUAUCAUUUGCUGAGCUAGUCGAAUAUGUGGUAAUUAACCACGAGAAAGGCGUAUCAAUAAAUCCACAUCUGACACCGAUGCAUACUAUUUGCAAUCCAUGUUCCAUCAACUUUGAUUUCAUUGGCAGACUUGAAACAAUGAGUGACGACAUAGAAUAUAUUGUGGAUGAGUGGAAAUAUAAAGGAAUCAUUUCGAAGAAAAGCAAGCCAGCCAGAACGCUGGAGAAAGAAGUACUGUAUAAAAGUUCAUUUGGAAGGAUAAGCGAUAUGUUUAGGAGACUGCAUAUACAUAAAUCUCAAAUUUCUCGAUAUAAACUGUUUCAAAGAACUUGGUCGAGCUAUCAACUACGUGGUUUGAUUCUAAAGGAUUAUGAAAUGCCAUUUUUGAGGAAAGAAGUCGGAAAUAUUAAUGAAGGAAAAUAUAAACUUGCUGUCAAAAAAGCUUUGAACGAAAGUGAGAAUUACGUCAAAGAACUGAAAUCACAACGCGAAGAAGCUUUCAUACAGGCUUACAGUAGCGUGCCAAUGGACCUUCUGUUUAGACUAAGGGAAUUCAUGAAGCCAGAUUGUUUACUCUUUGGUUACGACGAUAAACCAGAGAUAAUAUUCAGUAGGAAAAAAUUAAAUACUUCAAGCUCCUUUACCUACUUCAAGGGGAUGAAAUAGGAGAUAACAUGUUCGCUGAAACUAGAUCAGUCGCAUUCUUACUUGUAAUGUGUUUUAUAAUUUAGAUUAAGGAUAUUAAUAGUUACAGUAACUUAUACUGCCCCUGAAUGAAUUCUAUUUUCAUUGCAUAUGUAGUUUGUUGUGUUAGGGACUUUUCCUACACUGUAACUCAAAGUUUUAAAAUAGAUAUUAGAGAGUUUGAGAUUUCAACCUUCGCCUUCCCCUUCAACGUCUCUUGCGAAGUUAACGUAUGAAGUUGAAGUUCGAUUAAAAUUCCUUGAGAUUUCAAACAUUAGAAUGAACCUUACUUCUUUUAAUCCGCCCAUUCAAUUUAUCCGUAAUUAUGAUCGUUCUUUUCGUGCAUUUUGAUAUCAGUUGUCCGAAAGGGCAGGAAUUUUACAAGAGGUUUUAAAAAUGAAAAACUGAAAAUUAAAUAAACAAAACAUUGCAUUUAAUAUAAUCACAGCAUGGAUUUUAGAGCGAUUACCAAAAAAAAAAAAAAAAAAAAUAAAACGAUAAAAGAAUGUGAACAAUGUAAAAACUCGUUAGUCUUGCAACUGAGCUCCAAACAUUUAGAUUUUAUAUAAAAUUUCGUCAGUAUACAAUGCACGAUUGUAAAUCAUAUAUGAGAGGAAAUAAAAAUGAUUAUUACAUAUUACCAAAAAUUAUUUUCCAUUGGGUUUCAGUGGACCGCGAUCGUGCAAUAUUUUUCCAUAUCAUGACGUUGAACGCUUUCAUAUCGGACUAGUCCCAAUCCGUGACUCUAGUUACCUCCCCUGACGGUCCGUCCAUUGCGGAUCUCGUUUCUGUAGAUUUUUGUUGCUAUUGUCUGUUUGUUUAAUUUGUAAUUUAUGCAACAUUUUGUUUACAUUUACACUUUGAUUAAUCUGACCUAUCAGAUACUGGCACGUAGUAAUUUAUCAGACUGAAAUGAAAUGAAAGUUAUAAUUACGUCAUGGGUUGGACUUGUGGAUGUGGAAUGUUUUCUUAACGUUGUAAUGGAAAGAAUCGCGUGACGUCCACGCGCACGUUGCGACAACAAGUUGACGUCAUUUUCGCGGAAAAUAUUAAUGCGCAUCAAUUUGAUUUGUUUAUUGCGUUUUCGGAGAAUUUUUUUUCCGUAUUUUUUACUGUCUUUCGUGACAGAACUAUAAUUUAGAUAUAAAUUAAUCAUUUGAUAGUGGAUAUGUAAUAUAAAGGUUAUCAACUUUGUAUGUGGAUAUGUGCACUCGUUCUUUCGCGGACAAUAUUGCGCUCCUAAAGUCGCGCAAUAUUACCGAUGCAGAACUCGUGCAUAUAUCCACAUACAAAGUUAAUAACCUAUAAUGAUCAUAUCAACGUGAUAAUGACACUCUGUAUGACUCUGUAUAAUGCCAAACUCUAAGACAGCACAAUAUGAUUUUAAUAUACUAUUUUAUAAGUAAAGCAUCUGCGGAUCCAGGAAUUUUGGUUAGAGGGACACCAACAUUAAAGAGGCGGUCACCCAUUUCAUGGGGUGGGGGGUGGGGUGUAGGGUAGGGUCACACCGAGUUUCAAGACCGACUUUCUUUGUAAAAUGUAAGAAUCAAAGGGGGAAUUAACCCACAAUGUCCCUCUGCCAGGCUCUGGUUCCGUACAUUUAAAGAAUGGAGUUAUCCCAUACGGCUAACAGGAAACGUCUCUCAUCAUGAUAACAUAGAUCUGAAAUUGUCUGAUACUUCAGAAGAAUUUUCCGUCUUCCUAGUACCAUUUUAUGUUUAUAAUUAAAACGCAAUUGUCGUAUCAAGUGUCCGACAGAAACAGAUUGAUUUUAUUUGGAUGUGAAAAUAAAAUGUUCCACCAAAUGAUAAUCGCGCGUAAUUACUUAUUUUUCAAGUAAAAUGACUGUCGUGCCAUGUGCCUCCAUCCAGAUUUCAGUCCUUGAUGCCGAGUAUGUGGACAGAGUAGAUGUGAAAAGAAUGAAGUUUCGACUUUCGUGAUAUCACAUCUUCGGACGUUCAAAACUUCACUUCAUACGACAAAAAGGCCCAUCUGGUAAAAUCGAUACCGCCUGGGGACACAAAUAUGCCGUAGAAGUUAAAGUUUGAACAAAAUCUCAAAGUUUCUCAAAAACAAUUGAUAACUUCAUACUUCCAGGUUCAAUUCAAUGUAUUUAGUUAAAAUUAUUAGCCAUACAAAACUUCAUUAUUCUUAUAUCUAUUGAUAGUGUUUCGCAUCAAAUUUAGUCUAAUUAUAUGUAUGGAUAAUCAAAUAACUUAAUAAGCAGAAAUCCUGAAACUAAGCUUUUUAUUUCGCAUAGUAAUAAAGAGAAGUCUUAGGCUUACGUGAUAUUACAUGGAAAACUUUAGUAGCAACGUGUGAUAUAAAUAAAAUACACGCAUAUCGGUGACGUUUUACCCAAAAUGUAUAUGAGAGACGUUGAAGGGGAAGGCGAAGUUUGAAAUCUCAAACUCUCUAUUCUUCUGAUUAUCGAUACUUUGUUGAAGAUGAAUGUCUUACGCUUGUAUCCGAAUAAAUUUACUAUUUCUGUAAAACAAGUGACAUCCUUUCACCAUUUAAAAAUUGUAUAAAUGUAGAAAGAAGACUGCAUUUGAUCUUUUUAAUGUAUACAAGUCUACACUAAUUAUAUUAUCUUCUGUGCCUUAGUAAUAACAACUAUAGUUCGACCGCGUGUUUUUAGCCAUGACGGAAUGAUACACGGGUUAUAUCUGUAUUCGGUCCAUACCUGGCUGAAAAAUCUCUAUAGAGUAAGCUGAUAUGUAUGUUUUGUUUACAAUGAACUUGAUUAUAUUGCUGGCGCAAUUAGUAGAACGUUAGAACUGCAAAACCCGAGGUGCGAGUUCAAGCCCAGAUUAAGGCCAUAUUUAUUCUCGUAUACAUUUCUUUUUAUUUUAGUAAAGGAUCUUUGAAGACUCUUUUAGAAAAACAAAUAUGUAUUUUAAGAAUAAUGUUUGACUUAAUUGUUUUGAUUGUUCUAUAAUUUUAACAUUUGUUGCUAGUUUUAUUUCAGUUUAAUUCAUGUCACAUAAUUUCAACUUCACUUGCUGUGUCUGUUGACGACCCUUCAGCUGUGCCAGUCUCCGAGUCAGAUGAUGUAUCGGAAUCCGAGUUAAGCUCGAUGAUCACAGGUGCUCAAAGAUUGUCCGUCUAUUGCAAUAUCUAACUCCCGGUGUUUCUGUUCAACUGAAAUCACUAUAUUUCUAAUGUAUAGAAGCCGUUUCACGGUAACUAAAACUAAUAGGCAAGUUGUUUUGUUUUGUUUUUUUUUUUUUGACUAGUUAACACAUCAUUAACAAAUCGAAUCAAUGAACUACAUAACUUUCUCGUGCAAUGUAUAUUGAAACAAACGUUUAUUAAAUAAAAAAUGUGGACUUACGAAGGCUCGAACCUCAAAAAGCAAUCUUCGUAAGCCAGCGCCACAUUAUUUGGGUCAUGCAUUUGUUUUCAUUCAAUGAUAACUUAUACCGCUUUAGUAUGUAUUACAUAUACGUUCCUACCCUUUUUUUUGGCGAAUCAACUGUCCUGCAUGAAUUAGUCACGGCUCAAAAAACGUGGUCGAACUAUAGCUGAUUUAUCUAUAUAAACCUAUUGAAAUACGGCAGACAUCCAAAUACAAUAGUGAUUAUAACUAUAAAACAUUGUAUCUUUAUGAUAGCGUGACAGACAAUAAAAAAAAAACAGAAGACAAUAUUUAUAGCGAUGGUUUAUUUUAAUUGUUAAGUUAAUCAAUUAGCAGACGGUCGGAAAUUAAAAUGAGUGAUAUAUCUAAACAGAAAUAUAUUUUUACAUUUAUACUUGUAUUUGCAGUGUCUUUUCUGUUAAUGAUAACCGUUUUUACAACUGAAAAGUGUGGGUGUAUUUUAGUAUUUUUAUCUUCUCGAUGAUUUUAAGUUUUUAACAUUGGUUUGGUUAAUUUAUUUAGUUUUACAUAUGUUGAUAAUAUACUAUGUAUGUGAUUGUGAAGUAAAGGUGAGGAAUACUUGCACGAAACAGUCAAACGAAACUGAGGUCUAUUGGUGCGCUUAUCACACAAACCGGAUGUAUAUCAAGUCAGAUUGUGAGCCAGUCCGAAAUUCGUAAGUAAAAGAAUCAAACAAGCCGCCUGUUACUCAGUCAGUUUGACAGUCAGUCUGAAUGUGGGUGUGUCUGAAAUUAGUCAGUAUGUAAUUGUAAAGUACGAGUAAAGGUGAAGAAACCAUCGUGGAACAGUCAAAGGAAAAGAGUGUCAGAGAAAACAAAGGUAAGUCAAUUCCAUUUGUGCACUAAAUAGUCAAGCCGGUUGUAUUUUAGUCAAUUUGUCAGCAGGUCUGCACUUCCAUAAUUCAGCGUGUCCAUCUAAUAUUACUAAUGUUAUUUGUCAAACUGUUCCAGACUAAAACUUCAUUAUAACCAAGUUUUUUUAAACGGUAUUCGGCGUAAGUGCGGAUUUCAUGUAUUGAAAAUGUUGGAUUGCAGUAUAUAUAAAGAAGUAUAAUAAGGUAAUUCUUUCAUAUUGUGUAUGCUUUCUCACAAUGUUUUCUUUCCUGAUAGUCCAACACAACACUUUUUAUAUACUUAAAAAUGCAUGGCACUUCAUAAUAAAUUUAUGAAGCUUUACAAAA
Messenger RNA from Mercenaria mercenaria, 6501 nucleotides. RefSeq names its product carbohydrate sulfotransferase 8-like. Gene Ontology annotation, molecular function: sulfotransferase activity. The record is from RefSeq and is a predicted model, not a curated record. The transcript has 3 exons. Gene Ontology annotation, cellular component: membrane. Gene Ontology annotation, biological process: carbohydrate biosynthetic process. The coding region runs from base 605 to 1921 and encodes 438 amino acids. NCBI's taxonomy places the organism in Eukaryota, Metazoa, Mollusca, Bivalvia, Venerida, Veneridae.